AUGCGGCCUUGUAUGCACCGGGCGGGAGAGGCGGUCGCUCUCCCGCUUCGAGGAUACCCAGCGACCGCUACGGAGAGACAGAAGCCCCGUUACUCCCCCCCAGGACCGUUGGGGGUGAACACAGUCCAACACGUGAGAACUACAUCCCACAGAGGUGAGGGGGAGGUGAAGGGCAGCAGACAAGCGACUCACCUAACUGCCAACUCACCCCUAAUGGCGGACACCUCGUGCCUCUCUCGCAAUCAAGAUCUCAGCACUGAGACCAAGCUACAGACCAAACUAGAGGCUAUCAUGGCAGCAUUCUGGUUGAAGCUGGAGAACAGGGCACUGAAACAUGCCCCACAGCAGGCGAGCAGUCUCUUACCUAAACGGCACCUCCCAUGCACACAGAACAUACCCGCGGCUCUGGCAGGGAAGAGGAUCAUGCGGAGAAGGCUGCCCAGGCCCCAAGUUUUACCUCAGCACAAGCAAAAGCAAAGCCUGACACAUCAGAGCCCUACCUUUGCCCACCACAGAAGACCUCCAGUACUUAUCACAACCACUAUCCAUGGGACUGACCGGCCCCGCAGAACGAGACCGAAAACCAGGGACACGAAACACCACACCGACCUGCACAGCCGUGGGAUACGCCACCACAAGCCGGAUGCCUGGCACUCAACCACGCAAAAGCAUCUGACACUUCAGGCGAUGAGAGCCCACGAGGACGGCGUCUGGCACCCAGCUGGAUUCGGAUGA
Pelobates cultripes (western spadefoot toad) is the source of this 735-nucleotide messenger RNA. NCBI's taxonomy places the organism in Eukaryota, Metazoa, Chordata, Amphibia, Anura, Pelobatidae. The record is from the annotation of a GenBank genome assembly.